Molecule: messenger RNA, 971 nt
Organism: Chaetomium strumarium
Lineage: Eukaryota; Fungi; Ascomycota; Sordariomycetes; Sordariales; Chaetomiaceae
Product: DNL zinc finger-domain-containing protein
Exons: 1
Coding region: 167-871 (234 amino acids)
Biological process (GO): protein stabilization; protein folding; protein import into mitochondrial matrix
Cellular component (GO): mitochondrion
Molecular function (GO): zinc ion binding; protein-folding chaperone binding
Source: RefSeq, a predicted model, not a curated record
GCUGCUAUCGAUAAGGAUUUUGAUGCUGGCCUUCCCGUGAUGACGCGGGCCAGCGGCUGAUAUCUAAAUUGCUUCUCUCAUAUUCCCUCGAGACUUUUGCUCACUGAGAGGACAAUACAGCCGCCCACGCUGCAGCGCAAUAUCAAAGCCCAUUUCAUCCUCGAAAAUGGCGUCCAAGCGCGCAUUCUUCUCAAUCUCCCGCACCGCCGCUCGGUUAUCACCAGCACCGGCCAGCGUCCGGCCACCACGGCAUCUUGCUGCCCCGAGCUGCCCCCCACCCGCAACAGCGGUUCGCUACGCGCAUAGCAUCCCCCGACCGCGCAACCUCUCCCCCUUUACAAAGCAGCCCGCAUCCUCCUCGUUAACACAGCCCACCGAACAACAACAACAACAACAACAACAACAACAACAACAACAACAACAGGCAACCCAACCAUCAACCUCCAAAGGCCCACCCAGCGUCCGCCAACAACCGCACUACGAAUUAACCUUCACCUGCCGCCCCUGCGGCCACCGCUCGCGACACGUAGUCUCAAAGCAAGGAUACCACCACGGGUCGGUGCUGAUCGCGUGCCCCGGGUGCCGCAACCGGCACGUGAUCAGCGACCACCUGCGCAUCUUCGGGGAGAAGGCCGUGACGGUGGAGGACAUCCUGCGCUCGCGCGGGGAGCUGGUCAAGCGGGGCGUGACGCUGGUUGGGGGAAAUGGGGAGGAUGGGCAGGGGCAAGACCUGGAGUUUUGGGACGACGGCACCACCACUGUGCGGGAGCCGUGGGAACCUACCAGAGCGAAUAACGAGGCGGCGGGGAAGGAUGAUGGUGAUAAUGCGGCGCCGCCUGGUUCGAGCUUUCCGACCUCGUUUAAACUCUAAACCCCCUGGCGGGAAGGCGGUUCCAUGAGACUGAGGGGAGAAGGGGGGUGAUGUAUGUAUGAUCGGCGGAUGGAACGGGAUGUAAUACUAGAGAGAGAUU